AUGGAGAACAAAGACUCGACCCCUCCCAAGGCCCGGAACAUCUCGCUCCAGAGACGCUGGGCGCACGAAUACGCUCUGACCCAGCCGGGCUACGAUGACCUCCCUUGCCCAACUACCAAUGACGGGGCCACUCUGAUCACCCAGCCUGGCACCCCGCUGCCGCAGAAAAUCUACCCGUGCCCGGAACCGAGCGAUGAGCGAUCUCGACGCGACCCGUUUACCCCCGCGUCCACACCCCAGUCGAUUAUAGACGGCAUGGACAGACAGAUUUUCAGCCUGAGAGUCCGGCUGGCGCUGACAAACUUGAUCCUCCAGACCGAGGGCUACGAGCGAGAUCAAUGCAUGUGCAUACUCUACAACGUGCUGACUGACGAUGAGCUCAACGAAUUGAUAAGGGCGCUCGAGUGCCUAGGGCUCGGGGACCUGGCGCGCGGAAGGCCCGUCCAAGCGGACGCGGGAAUCUCCCAAGAGGAAACGGGAAUCUCCCACGAGGACGGGGCAAUCUACCACGAGGAUGGGAAAAUGCCCGAUGGGGUGGUGGAACUCACCGACGCGGAUGGGGCCUCUGCCAUGGCAGGCGUCCGGACCAUCAGGCACACUGAUUUCUGGGUGCCCGUGCAGAUGGCCGGCCAGAAGCGCAAGGCGCCUUCUCUGCUCGAGGACCCCCUUGACGCGGAGCAGCCUGAUGAAGAGAUCAGCUACGAGGACAAGUUUGAGCCGUUUACUUUUGAUGCUGUUCUCGGGGACUGGGACAUCUCUGAGUAG
This is a messenger RNA of Clonostachys byssicola, 765 nucleotides long. The record is from the annotation of a GenBank genome assembly. NCBI's taxonomy places the organism in Eukaryota, Fungi, Ascomycota, Sordariomycetes, Hypocreales, Bionectriaceae.